This is a messenger RNA of Drosophila suzukii, 4311 nucleotides long. RefSeq names its product Chondroitin polymerizing factor (gene Chpf). Lineage: Eukaryota; Metazoa; Arthropoda; Insecta; Diptera; Drosophilidae. Gene Ontology annotation, cellular component: Golgi cisterna membrane. The record is from RefSeq and is a predicted model, not a curated record. Gene Ontology annotation, molecular function: glucuronosyl-N-acetylgalactosaminyl-proteoglycan 4-beta-N-acetylgalactosaminyltransferase activity.
GCCAUCCCACCAAUUGUUUACUUUUUCACUUUGCGCGCAGCGGAAAACCGGCCGAUUUCACCGCUCGAAUUUUUUUAUUAUUUUUUUUCGCCCUUGCCGCCGCCUCUUGCCGCAAAUUGGUGUAAAUAAAGGAAAAGCGAUCGAACGAACGCGCGCGGAUUUUUUCAGUGAGUGAAAAUGUAUCGAAAAUGAAAGAAGCGAAGAGGGCGCAAAGAGAGCUGCUAAAGAAGUGCGUGCCGAAAAAAGAGGAGAGCGGCAAAAAGUGCCAAAAAUAAAAAAAACAGGCUAAGGAGAAAGGCGAACCAAAGGAGAACGACGGACGAAGAGAGAGGCGAAAGCGACAGCAACAAGUGGCCGAAGAUGUGCAAAUGACAAAUUGGUCAAGACUCCUGUUUCCCUCGCUCUCUCUCACGCACUCCCACUCGCACUCUCUCCCUCGCACAAGCGCACGCACAUCCUCGCCGCUUGCCGUCUCCCUUGCACGCGGUGGUGGGAACAGUCGGCGGUCAAGUUCAAGUGGGAACGGCAGCGGAAACGGAAGGGGAAGGGGAAGGGGUAGAAUGGGAAUUGGAAACAUGCGGAGACCCGUUACCGCCUUGAAUCGGAAUCACUACUUCGUCAUCGGCCUGAUCCUGGGCCUCCUGCUCAGCUUCUACAUUCCGCAGGACAUCUGGGAGCUGGUGCAGCAGGAGGAGUGUCCCCAGGAGGCCGCCGAGAACCUGCUGAUCGAACGAUUCGGCCAGGAGUUCGAGCCCCAUUUGAACCUCAUCAACAAGCCGCUGGCGGCCAAAAAGCCGGUGAAAAAUGUGAUUCGUCCGCGCUACUACUCCUCGGAGCUGGGGAUCCGCGAGAAGCUCUUCAUCGGGGUGAUGACCUCGCAGGAGCACAUCAACACCUUCGCGACGGCCUUCAACCGCACCACCGCCCACCUGGUCAACAAGAUCAAGUUCUUCAUUUACGCAGACAGUGUGAAGACCAACUACAAGCUGAAGAACAUUGUGGGCUUCACGGACACGCGGGAGAGUCGCCGACCGUUCCAUGUAGUCAAGUACAUAGCGGACAACUAUCUGGAUGAGUACGACUACUUUCUGCUGGUUCCGGACACGGUCUACGUGGAUGCCCGCAAGUUGGUGAAGCUGCUCUACCACAUGAGCAUCACCUUUGACCUGUACAUGGGCGGUGCCCGCAUUGGACUUGAUCCUGCUCCCGGAGGCAGUGCCUCCGUCGAUGGCCAGUCGAAUGGGGAGCCGGGGAACCAGGAGGAGGAGGCACCCGGGGCCAGCGAUCGCAACUACUGCUCCCUGGAGGCGGGCAUCCUGCUCAGCAGCAGUGUCAUCCGCAAGAUGCGCAACAAUCUGGAGCGCUGCGUCCGGAUCGGAAGCACCGGCGACCACAGCGUCAACAUCGGGCGGUGCGUCAAGUACGCCAGUCGGGUGGCCGGAUGCCAGGAGAGCUUUCAGGGCAUGCGGCAAUAUAGCUACGCCUUGGAUGCGCCGGGCCGCCGACAUCGCGACUUCAGCGAAUUGGCCAAGGAGGAGGCCUUUCGCAAUGCCAGUACCGUUUAUCCCGUCCAGACACCGGAGGACUUCUACCGCCUGCACGCCUAUUACUCAAAGCACCACCUGGAAAAGGUGCAGGAGCGGGGUUAUGCGCUGGAGCAGAAGUCCUACCGCAUCGCCAACGGGAGUAUCUCGAACAAAAUCCUGGAGAUCCGGUGGCCACUGGGCGUACCCCCACCAAGUGCGCCAGAGACGCGCCACGACAUCCUCACAUGGCAGCUGCUGAACGGGACGCACAGCUUCCUGCCGCACGGCAAUGCGGAGCACGCGGUGGCGCCGCUCUCAAAGAUCGAGGCACUGGACUUCGCCAAGGUGCUGGAGAUAGCACUGCAAUAUGCCGCCCUUAAGCAUCCGCGCCUCAGUUACCACAGUUUGCACAGUGCCUACCGGAAGUUCGACGCCACCCGUGGCAUGGACUACCAGCUGCACCUCAGCCUGCAGGAGGGAUCGGGCCGGAGUCGCCGGCUUGUGGUCAAGAGCUUUGAGGUGGUAAAGCCACUGGGUCGCGUGGAGGUGGUUCCCUCGCCGUACGUCACGGAGAGCACGAGGAUUGCCAUGUUGGUGCCCGCCUUCGAGCAUCAGGUACCGGAUGCCAUGCAGUUUGUGGAGCAGUACGAGAGGAUUUGCAUGCAAAACCAGGACAACACCUUCCUGCUGCUGAUCUUCAUGUACCGCCUGGACUCGCCCAGCAAGGGCGAGGAGGAUCCCUUCAAGGCAUUGAAGACGCUUGCCCUGGACCUGUCCUCGAAAUACAAAACGGAUGGCUCACGGAUAGCCUGGGUGUCCAUCCGACUACCGGAGCAGCUAAGCGAGCCGGUGGAUCCGCAGGAUUGGCUGCUACAUGCCUCCAUGUACGGACCGCGCCAGCUGCUCAGCCUGGUGGUGGCGGAUUUGGCGCUGCCCAAGCUGGGUCUCGAAUCCCUGGUGCUCCUGGCCACCCCGGGCAUGGUCUUUAAGGCCGACUUCCUCAACCGCGUGCGCAUGAACACGAUUCAGGGCUUCCAGGUGUACGCGCCAAUUGGCUUCCAGAUGUAUCCAUGCCGCUGGGCGCAGUUCUGCCGGGAGUGCGACACCUGCGAUGUGAGCCAGAGCAGCGGAUACUUCGAUCGCCACAACCAUGAUGUGAUCGCCUUCUACAGCCGGGAUUAUGUCCAGGCUCGCAAGCUGCUGCAUCCGCAGGGACUGCCGAUCAUCCGCAGCGACCUGGACAUCGACCAGUUGCUGCUGCAGCCCGGCGAGGAGACGCGACCACCGGGCGUGGAGAGCAUCCUGGACAUGUUCGUGGCGGCGCAGCACUCGGUGCACAUUCUGCGCGGCGUGGAGCCGAAUCUGCGCUUUGGCCAGGACGUGCGAAACCACCUGGCACGCGGAGGAUCGCUGCCGGACAGCCAGCCGGAGCUGUGUGGCCGGGAGCAGUGCAUCCACCUGGCGUCGCGCAAGCAGAUCGGCGACGCCAUCAUUCGCUACGAGGACAAAAGUAUUCUGCACAAAUAGCAGGGAUCCGAUGGCUCCUUUCCAGCUCCUGCUCCUGCCUGUAAUAUCAUCAGUUCCUUUUUAACAUAUUUCCAUGUGUACAUGAGCGCGUGACUGAAGUGAAUGAAAUGAAUGUGAUUCCGGGUGUGCGUGUGCAUGUCGAAUAGAUCUUAUACAGGACUUAUGCCAACUCUUAUACUCGCACCCAAGGCUUAAAUUAAAACCCAUUUAGGGACUGGGAUCCAAGUAUAAGACCUGUAGCGGACCUAUCUCAAUCCCCAACUUAGUGUUUAGGCCUAGGCAAUUCCCGUUGUUGCUUGCUUUAAAGUGAAACUUUCAAUGCUCAAAAUGGUAGACAGCAAUUAGUUAGUAGUUAACUAAGGAACUAAUCGUAGUUUUAGCUGCCAAAACGUGUAGGACAAAUGUAGGACAGUUGUUCGAGCCAUUCAACAGACAUUCGAUUUUUAAUUUUCGCUUGUAAAUACUUAGCAUACGCCACAUAUCUCUAUUAAUGUUUCCUAGUAAGUUAGGCGGGCACCAUUGACUCCUAUUUAAAUGACUAGUUAAGCUAAGUGUUAUACUACUACCAUCUAAGUGAAACGAACGAUGUGGCUGUACGAAAGAAACCAGAUGCCGCCUUGCCUCAAAGUGUUACAAUCCCUAUAAAAUGGGCUCUCUCAAAAACGGUGUGCCAAAAAUGGAAAUAUUAUACAAAAACUGGUCUAAAUUAAGGAGUGCUUACUUGGACUUUGUUCCUCUUAUAUAAAACUAAAUUUAAGUUGUAAAAAAGUAAAUAUCAGCUAAGGGAAAAUAAUACAAUCUAAAUCUGACAACAAUUUGCCUUUAAAUGAUGUAAAGAAUAAACUAUUGUAAAGUAUUGAUCAUGUACUUUUUUAUUCCAAUAAAAUAUAAAAAAAACCUUGUACAUAAAAAUGGUAAUUAAAAAUUAAUAUUAUUAAGUCCUUCCCAGUUUCCCUUAGCCGAUAUCCACUGUAAGUUUCUACAUGUCAUUCAUUUGACCAUUUGCCAGCACAUCAGUUUUAGCAUCGAAUAAGAAGUCUGCCAGUCAAAUUCUUACCAUUACGAUUACGAAGGGAAUCCGAUUAAUUUAUUGAACAAUUUAUUAUAUUUACACUUCUACUUCCCCUUGUCCCAAAAAAACUUUUUUUACAUUUAGUCAUAGCUUAAAAUUACCAUAUCUGUACUGUUAAUGUGUAGGAAUUGUUGUUAUUGCAGAAUAAUACAAAUUAUGUAUGUGCACAUGUACAAUAAAUUUAAA